GGUAAUCAGAAGUAGACUUUUCCUCAUUCACCAAACCAAUUUCUAUGGAGUCUCACUCUCUAUCUUCUUCUCUAACCAUUCGCGCCAAAUCCCUAACCCAACCUCUUCCUCCUCGUCGCUCCUUCAAUGUACAAGCAAACCCUAAUAAAUACCUCUCCGUAUUCCCUUCUCCUAUAAUGCCUGUUCUCACAUAUUCACGCCGGCCACUCCAAAUCCACCGUAGAAAUGCAUCGUUUACGCGGCGUCGGAAUUCGAAUUCGAGCUGGAAAUUCUAUGCGCGUGUUGUCGGAGGUGACUCUGGAAGAAUAUCGGAUGUGACUAGAGAGUUAAUUGUUCUGAAUUCUGCUUUGACUUUGGUGCUUGGAGUUGCGAAUCGAGUGCUUUACAAACUUGCGCUUGUUCCGAUGAAGGAGUAUCCGUUUUUUCUAGCUCAGGUUACCACUUUCGGAAAUGCCUCGUUUACUCGGCGUCGGAAUUUGAAUUCGAGCCGGAAAUUCUAUGUGCGUGCUGUCGGAGGUGAUUCUGGAAGAAUAUCAGAUGUGACUACAGAGUUAAUUGUUCUGAAUUCUGCUUUGACUUUGGUACUUGGUGUUGCAAAUCAAGUGCUUUAUAAACUUGCUCUUGUUCCAAUGAAGGAGUAUCCCUUUUUUCUAGCUCAGGUUACUACUUUUGGGUACUUGGCUAUUUAUUUAUCCAUAUUGUAUGCGAGAUAUCGUGCUGGUAUUGUAACAAAGGAGAUGGUGGCCUAUCCAAAAUCACGGUUUUUGCUCAUUGGUUUGCUCGAAGCCCUUGGGGUCGUAUGUGGAAUGUAUGCUGGAGCCGUGCUUCCUGGACCAGCCAUACCAAUACUUAGUCAGACUUUCUUGGUGUGGCAGUUGACUCUCUCUGUGUUCAUUCUUGGACGAACCUACUCUUUGAAUCAAAUUGCCGGGUGCUUAUUGGUUGCUGCUGGAGUGGUACUAGCCGUAACAAGUGGAUCAGAUUCCAACCAGAUGCUGACAGGAAUUGCAUUUGUUUGGCCAGUAUUGAUGGUAGCUUCAAGCGCAUUCCAAGCCGCUGCAUCUGUUAUUAAGGAGUUCGUUUUCAUCGAUGCUGCUAGCCGACUCAAGGGAAAGGUGCUUGAUAUCUUUGUUGUCAAUUCUUUUGGAUCUGGAUUCCAGGCUCUUUUUGUUCUCCUUUUUCUGCCUUUUCUUUCAAACUUGAAGGGCAUACCUUUUUCCGAGCUCCCUUCAUUUCUUAAGAGCGGUGCUGGUUGUUUCUUCAACAUAGGGAACACUGUUUCAGGUUGUGAUGGAGCGCCAUUGCUACCCCUUCUUUACAUAUUUACGAAUAUUGCUUUCAACAUAUCAAUUCUCAAUCUUAUGAAGAUUUCGUCAGCUGUAGUUUCAUCCCUUGUUGUGAUGUCAUCAGUGCCUUUAUCGAUGUAUCUUCUCUCCAUGCCACUGCCAUAUCUCCCGGAAGGGUCAAGUUUGAGCCCUUUUUUCCUUCUCGGCAGUGCUGUCCUUCUCGUUGGUCUUAUCCUGUAUAACAUUCCACGAACUCAGACGCGGGACACAGAAUUGUGACUCAUUUGAAUCAGUGCAACUGAUGUUCUUCCAUGGAGAUUCUUGAUAAUAAUAAUCAUGAUCUUGGAAAUUCACUGGUCCAGAAGAGUAUAAUCUCCAUUUACUAAGAUCCAUUUUUCCCUGGUUGUACAGUGUGGCCUACAGCAAAAUGGAUCUGACAAUAUCAUGGUAGCUUGACUAAUCCCUCCACUGAUUGUCAUCAUAUAAGCUAAGAUAUUGUUAAUCACCAGAAGCAAGGACGUAUUCUGGAUGUACUCUCAAUGUUAAGACUCUCUUGGCAUUACAGGUGGUGGAUUACAAUAACAAAGGGCUCUUGCUAUAUUACAUGCCUUAGGUAAGGUUAAAGAAAUUAAAUUGGUGGAUAUGUUACUGUUGCAGAAGAACAGUUCGAUCUUUUUUGGUAUGCAGAAAAUUCAGAUAAAACUUCCAGAGUCAUAUUUGAUUGCGGAAAUGCCUUCAGGUCUAUUAAAUAGUGAAUUAAGUUGAUGUAAUUACAGUUGUAUUUGAUUCUUUAAACAAGUCCAAUGAUGUCGAUCUGUUGUAAUCUUGAAUUUCAAGCAACGCGCGUGGUAAACAUUGAACACUUAUUCCAAGUUGCUGUAGAAUGGUAAGAAAGUCGAUCUGUCAUAAUAUUAUAUUUCAAGCA
This is a messenger RNA of Capsicum annuum, 2211 nucleotides long. Its product is annotated as protein CLT2, chloroplastic. The record is from RefSeq and is a predicted model, not a curated record. The transcript has 11 exons. The coding region runs from base 45 to 1565 and encodes 506 amino acids. NCBI's taxonomy places the organism in Eukaryota, Viridiplantae, Streptophyta, Magnoliopsida, Solanales, Solanaceae.